Molecule: messenger RNA, 2086 nt
Organism: Notechis scutatus (mainland tiger snake)
Lineage: Eukaryota; Metazoa; Chordata; Lepidosauria; Squamata; Elapidae
Gene: NXNL2
Product: nucleoredoxin like 2
Biological process (GO): sensory perception of smell; visual perception; photoreceptor cell maintenance
Source: RefSeq, a predicted model, not a curated record
CGCGCCUCGAAUCGCCUCCCAAGGGCGCUUUUGCGAGGGAAGAGCAUCGGAAAAGAGGACGGCGCCCAUUUUUCCCGCCGUCGGGGAAAAGUUGUCCGGUAGAUGUUCUGCAAGGGUCGGCGCAAGCAGUUCAAGGGCCGCCCGUCCUGCAGUUGACUCCUUCCCUUCCUACGUAGCUACUCAAAGCACCUGUAGCCCGUAUCCUCCGGCUGGCCGUUCGCUCGCUCGCUCGCUCGCCCGCUCUCAGCAUGGUGGAUUUGUUCAACGGGCGGAUCCUCGUGAACCUGGAGGGCGGCUUCGUGGACCCCGAGCAAGCUUUGGAGAACAAAAUCGUGGGCUUGUACUUUUCGGCCGCCUGGUGCUCCCUCUGCAGAGACUUCACCCCCACGCUGUGCGAUUUCUACAGCGAAUUGGUGGAUGUCGUCACUCAUCCGGCCCCUUUCCAGAUCGUCUUCAUCUCGUCCGACCGCAGCCGGGAAGAAAUGACGAGCUUUAUGUACAAGAUGCACCCGGGCUGGCUGGCCUUGCCCUUCCACGACCCUCUUAAACAUGAAUUGAAGAAGAAAUACAACAUAACAGCCAUUCCCAAACUGGUGAUUGUUAAACAAACUGGAGAAGUCAUUACUGAUAAAGGGAGAAAGCAGAUUCGUGAGAGAGGGCUCAACUGUUUCCAGAACUGGCUUGAGGGGGCUGAUAUCUUUCAGAAUUUUUGUACCUGAACCAAAAUAGUAUUUUCAGACUUAAACAAAAUAAUAUCUUUGCUAUCUGCAAUUAGACUUAGAGGAGAAAUUACAUUCUCCUUUUUUAAUGUUGACUUGCUUAAUUUUGAAUCCUACAUGGCUGGAAUAAUUAGUCAUAUAUGAGUCUUUCAUAGUUUAUAUUGUCGCUAUUUAUAUUUUUAUUACAUAGAAGAGACAAAAGUAGUCUUACUAUUGAAUUGAUAAAUUUGAUUGAUAAUUGGUUAUCAGAUUGAUAAUUUGAUUAAAUUGCUAAUUUAUUUAAUAUGUCUAUAUUUAGCUCUUUAAAAGAGUGCUAUCUUAAAUCUAUGCAAGCACAUUAUCUUCGCAAAGACAAAAAAUUUAUAAAGAAAAUAUAAUUCUCAAAAAAUGCAGUCUUUUUGCAUGUAGAUUUAAAAUGUAUAUACUGGUAUAAUAAAAAAAUAGUUUUAAUAAAUUUAUAAUUUAACUGUCUUUGCUUUUUGUGCAACAAACAAUUGAAAACUUUUUGUCUAAUGUUGUUACUUGCUAAAGCUUAAUGUUUGGGGUACAACUACUCUUGAUCAUAAAAUCAGCUGCAUUGUUCUACUUGCAAGAUUUUCAUUCCUUUUACCAACUGGGAUCGAAGGCUCUUCACCAAACUGUCUAUAUCAGCGUUUCUCAACAUUGGCCACUUGAAAAUGUAUGGAUAUCAAGUUCCAGAAUUUCUCAGCCUGCAUGAGAAACACUGUUUUAUAUUUAUUGGAUUGGUUUAUCUCUUCAAGGCUGAGUGAUCUUUGACCAGAUUGAGGAAGGCUGCACUGAUGUAUUAUUGAUGAAAUUCAAGUAAAUGGUAGCUUUUAGGUAACCUUGAUUAAUGUGGAAAAGUUGGAUUUGCUUGCUUUUCACUUGUAGUUGGGGUGGUCUGGGACAACGAUAGGUUACAAGGUAAGGGUAUCACGACAAAGUGCAAAUUUAGCCCUUUUUUUUUCAUCUGUAGAAUUUAGACUUUUACUGGGAAAAAAAGCUAGAAACAUAUAGAAGUUUGUUUCCAGUAUAUUUAACGGGCAGGAAUGGGAAACCUUUGAAACAUUCAGAGACUCACACAGUGCUGUGUGUUCUUGGUUGUUCAUGUAAACCCAUUUCACAUAUUGCUCAUAUCUCCUUUAUACGAUUGCUUUACAAACUACACCUGGAAAGCACACCAUUCAGACUAGAGAUGUGCAGGUUCAACUGGCUUGGAAAAACAGCAAGCAAUUAACCUUCACAAACUAAGUUGUGUACCUUGCAUAAAGAUGGCUAUAUAACAGGUCCCUCACUCUCAUAGCAAUUUUGGGAGGUUACAUUGAUAGUAAUACUUCUCUUGUAAAAUUCAUAUCUCUCAUGUUGUU